Messenger RNA from Pararge aegeria (speckled wood butterfly), 2729 nucleotides. RefSeq names its product sodium-coupled monocarboxylate transporter 1-like. Gene Ontology annotation, molecular function: symporter activity. Gene Ontology annotation, cellular component: membrane. The transcript is spliced from 13 exons. The coding region runs from base 517 to 2316 and encodes 599 amino acids. Lineage: Eukaryota; Metazoa; Arthropoda; Insecta; Lepidoptera; Nymphalidae. Gene Ontology annotation, biological process: transmembrane transport; sodium ion transport. The record is from RefSeq and is a predicted model, not a curated record.
UGUGCUUGUGUGCGUUGCAUUUUUUAUAUGUGUUACUAAUUUUACCGCGUUCACGUGGUAGAAUCCAUUCAUUAAAACAAUAUUCGUGCCUCGAGUGGACGCAUGUUUAAACGGCUAGCUCGAUUAUUUUAUGUUGUUGUUUUCGUAAUUAAAUUCGCGAAUGCCAUAUUUUCCGACCACAAAGAUGUGAGUGCUCCGUGCGGCCAUUGACAAUGACAUUAGUGAUCUGUGUCGCGUGUGCGCGGGAAAUUCAAAAUAGUUCCCAAAGAAUGUAGACCGUGCGUCGUGUAAUUUUUUGCAUGGAAUGCAAUUGAUACUUGUGACUCUUGUGAGUGAUGUUAAGUGAAAGUCGUAUCGAGUGGACCUGUUGACAUUGCCGAACUGUGAAAACGUUGUGUACAGCCUUGUAUUAUUGCCAAUACAACUCGUUAGCGAUGAAUUUAUAAAACCUCUUCCGGCAUACCUACACGUUGUUCUUGAAUCUUGAUAUAAAAUAAUCAAUUGAACAGGUAAACAAUGUCGUUCACAAUGAAAGAAGGUGGUUUCGGCGUGGGGGACUAUGUGGCGUUUGGAGUCCUGUGCGCAUCAUCCUGCGCCGGUGGAGUAUGGUACAGCGCUAUGGGUUCCAGGAAUAAAGCCAUCGUGGACAUCAAAGACUAUUUGCUUGGCGGAAAGGCGAUGUCCACCUUUCCAGUCGCCAUGUCAUUAAUAGCAAGCUAUGUCUCCGGAGUAACAAUUCUUGGGACCCCGGCAGAGAUCUAUAACUACGGAACGCAAUACUGGCUCGUCAUCGUCGGUGUCACUUUGAGCUGUGUAAUUGUAGCUACUGUGUACCUACCAGUGUUCUGCACUCUGAGGCUGUCAUCGUCAUAUGAGUACUUAGAACUCCGAUUUAACCGUCAUGUUCGAGCUGUAGCUUCAGUUUUGUUCCUUUUGGAUGAGGUAUUGUUCCUGCCAAUGGUUGUGUACGUUCCUGCACUAGCAUUUAAUCAAUUGACCGGUUUCAAUGUUUUUGCUGUGGGUGGUGCUAUGGUUGCAAUAUGUGGCCUAUACACUGUAUUAGGUGGUCUACGUGCGGUGGUAUGGACGGACUCAGUGCAAACUGGUGUGAUGUUUAUAGGCGUUAUGUUGGUGGCAGCGGCGGGAACGCUUGCCGUCGGCGGCGUUGAUUCAGUACUUGGUAUUGCAAGCGAAUCGGGACGCCUUGAACUGUCUAAUUGGAGCUUUUCACCAUAUGAGCGCCAGACUGGAUGGGGUGCGGUGGUAGGAGGAUUUUUGUACUGGACCUGUUUUAACUCCGUCAACCAGACCAUGGUACAGAGAUAUAUCGCUCUACCUUCUAAGAGACAAGCUAUUACAGCACUAGCAAUAUUCUGUAUCGGCGCAAUCCUGGCUAUAUCCCUCUGCGUGUGGUGCGGUUUGACCGCUUGGGCCGCCUGGGUGCUCGGAGGCUGCGACCCAGGUGGUGUGCCUCUAGUAGGGGACCGUCUGCUGCCUGCCUUCGUCACAUACGUAGCUAAAGUACAGCAUCUGCCAGGUCUUUCUGGAGUGUUCCUUGCUGGGGUCUUUGGAGCUGGAUUAAGUUCGCUCUCAGCGGUUUUAAACGCGUGUGCACUGGUGGCCGUUGAGGAUAUAUUGCGUGGAUGGUUGCGCCUUCGCCUGAAGCCCUUGACGGAAGGAAUCAUAGCACGUUCCGUCACAGCUGCCCUAGCCGUGGUCUCUGUAGUUAUGCUUAUCGUUAUUAAGAAGCUUGGAGGCGUCCUUGGUGUAGCAACCGCUUUGUCAGCGAUUGCGGCCAGUGCCACGUGUGGUGUUUUCACCCUCGGCAUGUCGUGUUGGUGGGUAGGACCUUAUGGAGCUAUCGCGGGCGCUAUAGCGGGAGCUCUUCUCGCCGGAACCGUCUCUAUGGGCACACAGACCGCCGCCGCACACGGACUGCGAGCACCGCCGCUCAAUAUGACCAUGGAGUGCGCUUCUAAUGCCAGAUUUUCUUUCAAUAAUACUAUCGACCCUAGCACAGUUUUCCCUCUAUUCCGUCUUUCCUACCACUGGAUCGCACCGCUUGGCCUCAUUGCAACUAUGACCGUCGGCGCAAUCGUUGGAUGGUUCUUUGACAAAAGGGAUGGAACCAAGAUGGAUGCAGAACUAUUCACUCCAGUCGUCUGGAGGCUUUUACCCGCUGAAGCUCAUAACAACUGUGGAAUGAUAAGAAGAAGUAUGAAUACUAAAGAUGUUGACGUACCAACGCCUUGCGCCCCACUUAUACUCGGCCAGAUUCCUGAUAAGAUUGAAAUGAAUGGCGAGACAAGUAGGUGAUAAACCGAUAGUUAAAUAAGCAAACAUUCGAAUACAAUCAAAUAUUUAGCUGUGAGCUGAAAUAUUUAAAACAUAAAAUCGCUAAAGCGAUGUGUACUAAAGUAUUGUGUAAUCAGUAUCUUUUAUGUACUUAAGGUUUACUUUGGAGUGCAAUUUGUAAUACCUAUUAUGUAUUUAUUGCAGGUAUUCGUGUACAUUUUAUGUACAGUAGUUCCAUACAUAUAUGUUAGUUUAGGUUGUAUUAUGUAGGUAUAGUAUAUUCAUUCCUGUAGCAUAGCUUCAUGUGUAAUAGUUUCAUCUGAGUCAAUAACGCCCGAAAUACCAAUAUUAUAAUUAAUGCGAAUUUGUAUGUUGGUUCGUAACCUAUGUUCUUAUAUGUUUAUGUAUUUAUUUAUUUUCUUUAACAUCUUAAA